AUAUUAUAAAGGUCUAGACAAGAGAGGGGGACUUUUACUUGGUUGAAGAUUUAGGGUUCGUGUCCAUGUGCAGCAUGAGAGAGCUGGUGAUAUUAGCAGCUUUGGUCUCGGCUCUACACGCGGCCAGCCUCCCGACAGACACUGAUGUGGUACAUAAAUGCCAAGAAGAUCAGGACAACAUUGCUACAUUAGAAGCUGAGAGCUUCAUUAAUGACCAUCACCACCAUGGAUACAAAUUCAAAUUUGUCUCACUGGACAGUCGCAGUGCAGAGGAGAAGACAGAUCCUUGUGAGGUCAUCUUGGGAAUAACUCUAGAGGAAACUGAAUGCCACAUUGUGAAUCCCAAACCUUUAGAUCAGUGUACCACUAGAAAGGAAUCAGAGACGAAAGUGACAGCAAAAUGUAACGUGACCAUCUCCAGUGUUGAGGGAAAAGCAGCUGUAAAGCGCUACACCUGUGAGACCGAACCAGCUUCACAUGAAAUACUUGUGACAAAAUGCCCUGACUGCCCCAGUCUACUGCCCUUGCAUGACCUGAGGGCUCUGGAGAGUGUGAAAACUGCCCUGCAGAAAUUCAACAAAGAAUCGAAUCACAAGUCUUACUUUAAACUGAUGGAAGUGGGAAGGAUCAGCACACAGAAAGUUUGCUUUGGGAAGCUGCUUCAAACUUGAAAUGAACUCCAAACAAGCUUCAUUAUUCCACUUGAAUGCUGAAUUUACUGACUCAGACAACUCAAGGAAAAGGCAGAGACACACCAAACUGAUGUCAAAAAACUAGCGGUGACAAAAGCCGACUGACUGUGUUUUUGCCUCAAGACAAAAAGUAUCUCAGACAAAAAGUUGAGCUUGAACUCACCGCAAAAACUACAGCCAACAGACAACUAGCAUGUAUGUUCUGUGCCUGCAUGAGAGGAAAUAACUCUCCAAACCAGCAGGUGGCAGUAACCUGUAUUUCCCAUUCAAUAAGGGGAACCAGAAGAGCUAGGGCUGUGCUUGCUUACCAUUUUCACACCAAUCUUGCUCACCACAGAUGGAUUCAAUAACAAUAAUCACAGAUGAAGAUAAAAAAUGAGAAGAGCCUUAUGUAUAGUUCAGCUAUGAAACUCUACUUGCAUUCUAAUUUGUUCAUUUAAUUCAAUGUUCCCAGCCAGUCAUAUACACAUACUCAUUACUGUUUACCUAUAUAACCAGGUUGUAUUUAAUUAAUGCUAUGUCUGCACGCUAUGCGUGUCUUCAUCUUAGCCCACCGCCUCCCCAGCACCACCUGUCUAGAUCUGCUAUGGGG
Messenger RNA from Sinocyclocheilus grahami, 1284 nucleotides. Its product is annotated as alpha-2-HS-glycoprotein-like. Gene Ontology annotation, biological process: negative regulation of endopeptidase activity. Gene Ontology annotation, molecular function: endopeptidase inhibitor activity. The transcript has 6 exons. Gene Ontology annotation, cellular component: extracellular region; blood microparticle; extracellular matrix. The record is from RefSeq and is a predicted model, not a curated record. NCBI's taxonomy places the organism in Eukaryota, Metazoa, Chordata, Actinopteri, Cypriniformes, Cyprinidae. Bases 66 to 671 code for a protein of 201 amino acids.